GCAGUGUUAUCAUUCCCCUUCUUACGGAACACUACAACUUACAAUUGAAAGUUACGGGGAAAAUGGGAAGGGAGAAACAUACUGCAUGUGAAAGUAAACAACACUUUAGCCACCCCCACAUCUUGAAACUUAUCAAUCCAGCUGAAAGUGCAACUCUCACUUGCAAUGCUUGUGAGAAAACAAACAUUACUAAUAAGCCUAAUUUCUAUGGCUGCAAUAGUUGCCAAUAUUUCCUUCACGAGAACUGCCUCAACGCUCCUCGUUUUGUCGAUCAUUCAUCUCACCCUUCCCACCACUUGACCCUUCUCCCAGUUCCAACUUACUCGAGUCGUUCCUACACUUGCAAUGGUUGUGGCUGUGACGGCAAUGGCUUUAGCUUUAGCUGUGCCCGCUGCGACUUUGAUAUCCACAUGCACUGUGCCCUUAUCCCCCAAACUGUCCUCCUAUCCAAGCAACAUCAUCAUGAACUUAAGCUCAUUUUUGAAUCCCCUUUUGAUAAUAAAAACACUGUUUUUGUUUGUGAUAUCUGUGACGACAAUGUAGAUCUUAAUUGCUGGUUCUACUAUUGUGCUGGUUGUGAUUUCGGGAUGCACUUGCACUGUGCAUCUCCUGAAGCGGAUGUUUUCCCGAAAUCACAGCAGCAUCGCAAUAAUAUAAAUGCAAAUUCAGCAGUGGAGAUGAUAAAUUCAGUUAAUGAUGAUCAUGACCGGCUUGUAGCAGCUCAAAUUAGUGCACAGAUUGAUGCACGAGGAAGACAGAAUAUACUGGAUUCGAUCGAUGGACCAUCACGAAGAUACUAUUACUACUAAUUGCUAUCAUGCAUUAUGUUAUUCGCGUUGAAUUCAUGUUGAUUUUCUGCAAAUUACAUGCUUUGCAGCUGUUAUGUCAUUUCCUUUUGGAGUACAAUUCUGUUUCUACUCUUGUAUUUCUAUUGUUCGUUUUGAUGGACAUGUG
Molecule: messenger RNA, 954 nt
Organism: Capsicum annuum
Lineage: Eukaryota; Viridiplantae; Streptophyta; Magnoliopsida; Solanales; Solanaceae
Exons: 1
Coding region: 63-809 (248 amino acids)
Source: RefSeq, a predicted model, not a curated record